UCCACCCGCUUCUCUUUGUGCCCUGAAUCACCCAUUCGUUUCUCUAAUCCAUAUCUCCUGCAUCUUCUUACGCUUCUACUGCAGCAAUUCUCUCUCAUCCAUACCUAAAUCUAUUUUCUUUGGAUCUUCUUCUCUUUGCAAUCAGGUCUCUCACCGGAUUUCAUUCUAUGGUUUUUUUUAUUGAUUAUCUGAUACGAUUCAUGUAUAAAUCCAACACCUUGAUGUUAUAUGCUUACUAUUGAAACCCUAAUUCAAUGAAGGUCAGUGUUCUAUUGAAGAAGUGAUCAUUUGUUGAUUUAAGACAUCUAUGGUUCCUCGCACCAGUUAUAGAUAAGUGGGUUCCUCUUCUCCCAGACAUCUAGAUAUGCAAUGAGCUUUCGAUUUUGUUAUAUUGUUCAUAAUUCCAUUGGAAGUAACAUUAGUGAUUUGUAUUCUCUUUUCAUGUUAACUUUGGUUUCGAUCUGGUUUAUUUUGGGAUUAGGGUUCAUAGAGUUGUUACAUAAUUCCAGUGUAAGACAUAGCUGCCAUGUCUUUUUUUUAUUUUUCUUAAAUUACAGCUGCAAAUGGCUGCGAAAAACAGUCAUACAGGGCUGGGAAUUAUACUCGUAUAGGGCUGGAAUACUUUUGUUCUAUGGGGGUUGUUAUACAGCCAUGUAAGGCUAUGAAAUACGCUCUUAUGGGGCUAGAAAUAUGCUUGUACAAGGUUGAAUGAAGAUUAACAAGCAUUUUAAAGGAAACUGUAAGUUGAUCUUACCCUAAAUUUUAUAGUAUGUGGGUCAAUCAUUAUAGAAAAUAUCCUUACUUUGAUACUAUUCUGAGUUAAUAAACAUAUUUUCAGCUCCUUUCUAUGAAGCUUGCUUCUGUUAAUCCUAUACUGUACAAACAGUGCUAAUUAUAAGAACCGUAAGAACAGAUCUGAACCAUUGUUAAUUUAAAUCAAGGGUUGAUAUUGAUUAUAAAUAAAACUCUUAUAAUUAAAAAUUACUACUAACAAAUUAGGGGUAAUUUUGUAAAAUUGCUAGUCAUUUGACCAUUUUCUAUUAAAUACAAAUUCCACCAAGGUUUUUUAAACUAAAAUAACUUUUAUAUACUUCAUUAUUUUUUUUAAAAAUAUAUACCAUAAAAUCAAGUAUUUUUUUAUCUUUAAUAUGAGUACCAUAUUGCUAUACCUUUUUGUAUUUAUAAAAGUGUUUUUUAAAAAAAGUUAACAAAAGGUGUUUUAUAUUUGUGCUAAUAAGGUGCUGAUUAUGUGUUAAUUACAAAAUAAUACAAACAAACACCAAAAGUAGAUAUAAUCAGCACAUCUGGUGUGCUGAUAAUGGAGAACGAUUGAAGAUGUUGUGCUAAUGUCGUUUAUGUUGAUAAUGGAGAACGAUUCGAGGACGAUGUGCUGAUAAUGAAGAACGAUUAAUGAUGUUGUGCUAAUUAUAUAGUGUUGUGCUGAUUAUAUUUUUUGUAAUUAUUUUUAAUUAGUUAUAAAUAAAUAUGGUCAAAAAGUCUAAAUUACCCCUAAACUAAUUUUUUAUUGAUGGACACUUGUCAAUUAUGUAUUGGUUCUUAUGGUUCUUACAAACUUAAGUGUUUGUAUUUGAUCCCAUUCCUACUGUAUGAUUUUGAAGUGGAUUUGGACGCAUUCAUGGUUAAACCUGAUGAGGUAACUAAUUAAAUUAUUAAUUGAGGUUUUGCGAUCCCAUACACACAUAUACAAACAAACUAAAAACGGAUUAAAGAUGCGGGUUUGAGUUCGGUCUAAACAGGUUUCGUUAAAUCUUGGGUUCGGGUUAACGUGGUGGGUUGACCCAUUAAUUUUUAAUUUUUUAAAAUUAUGUUUUUGCGCUAUAAAUAAAAAUGAUUAGGUACGUCACGAGUGAAAACUCAUUCAUUUUGAAACCAAUAGUUUUUAGUAGGACCCAAAACUAUUCUGGCCAGUUUCACCCGUAAACACGUUUACUCUUUUUUUUUAAAAGUCGUUCUUGAUCAUGACAUUGUUUGCAUUUCUACCAAAGGCUUUUGAUACGAAAUCUUUUGUUUUAAAACUGGGCAAUCAAUAAACUCUGCUCAAAAACAAAAUCAACCCUCCCGAUGCAAUAAAGACUUGAUACAAAUAUAAUUAUUGUGUGAUUGUUUCUUGAUUUUGGCGAAUUGUUAUGCGAGUCUUGAACACAAAGUCCAGGCACUAAUUAAAGUUUAAUGGACCAUUCUAUAUUUGUUUUCCUUAACUAGCCUACAACACCAAUGGAGCGCUAUGAAUAGCUCAACAAACGCUUAUUGAAGUUUGGUUCAUUUUCAUUAGUCCAAAGCUUUCAAUGGAUUUCUUAUCCAUUGAGGUGACUACCCCUUUCUCUUUCGGUUCCUACAACAAUGUCGGUAGCGAACCGAAUCGAUACAAAUGGAUCAAAUUAGAUCUUUGUUUUAUACAACAAAUUUGCAGUAUACUAGAUUACUAGGGCUGCAACUAUGGUUUCAAAAGGUGUAUAAUUUAGCAACUUAUGUUCAGUUUUGUGUUGAUGUUAGAUGAUUCUUGCUAGAUCAGUUAUAUAUACUUGAUUUUUGUUAGACAUGUUCAUGUGUUUUUUAUGUCUCAACUCCAAAUGUGGUUUUUUUAUUUGUGAAAUUCGUGUUUCUAAAAAACUUGUGAUCAUUCGUUAUUUAUCAUUUAGUGAGAAGUUUAAUAGGGUUUAUGUUCAUAUGCUCAUGAUUAGGGUGAACAUAUUUUUUCUCUUUUUAAUAUUUCAUAUAUAGAUUUUAAGUACAUUGAAGUAUGGUUUAAAUGGGUUCCUAUUGGUGAGGUGUGGAGGUAAUUGAAUCUGUUGUCAGUCAAACAUCCUAUUACAAAGAUUCAACCUUUAAAUUUCUUUGUUAACUAGCACCUAAUAACUAAAAAAAUUUUUACAAGAAUUUUUCUUCGAUUUCAUCACUUAAUGUAAUUUCAUCAUGUUUGUUCUUUGAUUUCAAUUCAUUCGAACAGUCGAUUCGCCCUAAUUGACUUUAUCAUGGAUUAACAGGUGCAAGAUCGAUGGAUGACAAGUUUAAAAGAAAACAUCACCAAAGCAGAUUUCACUUUCUCUAUCCACCAACCAUGAUUUUGUUUGAAUUUCUUGGAUUACAGAUACUGGUACCAGUUAAAAGAUUUAAAAACUUCAUAUUCUGAUUCUUUAAUGUCAAUGGUAUCAUUUAUAACUUCAUUUGCAGUAAUGGUAUCAUUAUAGAAGGAUCUCCACUAGCUUAUAGUAUGCCUCGUGAGGCUUAUGCUAAUAUGUAUGGUCCUACUAUUGGUGACAAUUCGUCUGAGUGAUACUGAAUUGUUUGCACAAGUUGAAAAAGAUCUUGAUGUUUAUGGUGACGAGUGUGUGUUUGGUGGUGGAAAAGUUAUAAGAGAUGGAAUGGGGCAAGCUGCAGGGUUUUCUGCAGCUGAUUGUCGGGUCGUUAAGUCAGCAAUCUUUUUCAAGCAAAUACUUUUUGAAUGAAUGUUUAUCCUCGGAGGAUCAUUUGAUUAAGGAAGCUGCUGAGUGGGCUAAACAGGCCAUAAGUCGCGCUAUUUGUAUUUGAGCGUUCUGCUAUUACUUAAUUUCUCAUUUUUUCGUUUUUUUCUGUAAAGAUCAUCAAGGAGUGGAAUGUGGAGACAGGAGAAUCUUGCAGAACCGAGAUGUUCUUCUUAAACUUUAGGUUGGAUCAGGUCCUGAUAAACAGUUGAGUGCAGCUCAGGUGUUUGAUAGAGUGCGUAAAUUGUCCGGCAAUUCCGGUAAAUUAAGGACAUGGACACAAAAAGCCUUUCUUCGUCCGAGAGUCAAAGACACAAUGUGCCUUACAUUCAUAAGGACAUUGGAUACUCAAAACUUGCAUUUUUACCUCUUCAAUAUGGACUAUGGUUAUACAAUGGUUUCGGGUGGUUGGCGACAGGGAGAAUGUUGGGCGUUGGAGCACGUUUUGGUACCUACGAGUUAUUGACGGCUUUCUAUAAAGACGGUCGUAAAGACAACUACGUGUACGUCUCUGAAGCUCUCACGACAGGAAUCGUAGCAGGUGGUGUGGAAUCACUAAUGAACUCUCUGUUUGAGCUUUUUACGAUUCGUGCGCAGGUGUCAGCCGUUUCUCGUGUUCCAAACUCUUCUACGAAUUUGCAAAAAGCGUCUGUAUCAACUUCAGUUACAAAACUACUGCGUGGAUAUAAUCCAGACGUCAAGGCACUGGACCAUUCGAUUGGAUUGGUCUGUUGUCCACCGUAGACACUAAACGUUCGAACUUGACGGGCUCUCUGAAAGAUUACCCGUGUAUAUGUUUUUAUAGUUCAUCUAACGAGGCCUAAUGCAUUAGUGUUACUCUUGAUUCAAUAUUUUACUCAUAGGUAUGGUUUGAUUUUAAUUUUAAAUAGAAAUAAAUGAGUGUGUGUUGAAAUUUUUGAUUAA
Molecule: messenger RNA, 4406 nt
Organism: Helianthus annuus (common sunflower)
Lineage: Eukaryota; Viridiplantae; Streptophyta; Magnoliopsida; Asterales; Asteraceae
Exons: 7
Coding region: 3756-4226 (156 amino acids)
Source: RefSeq, a predicted model, not a curated record